Osmerus eperlanus (European smelt) is the source of this 3739-nucleotide messenger RNA. RefSeq names its product AFG3-like protein 1. Gene Ontology annotation, biological process: mitochondrial protein processing. NCBI's taxonomy places the organism in Eukaryota, Metazoa, Chordata, Actinopteri, Osmeriformes, Osmeridae. Gene Ontology annotation, cellular component: m-AAA complex; membrane. The coding region runs from base 144 to 2528 and encodes 794 amino acids. The record is from RefSeq and is a predicted model, not a curated record. The transcript has 17 exons. Gene Ontology annotation, molecular function: ATP binding; ATP hydrolysis activity; zinc ion binding.
CGUCAGGCUCUCGCGGAUUGGUUCCGUCGAUUUGGACUCGGAAGUGUUGAGACUGCACUUGCAGCUGUGGGGUGUUGAGGCUUGGGUAACUACCCUCAACAGCAGCGAGGAGCUGCACCUGUGGCUGCCCAGAAACAGUUCCCAUGAUGGCUCUCCUUUCAGUUUCCGUAGGGCCCUUGAGGAGUGGAGCACAGGCUUGGGGUAGAAGCUGCUGCAACAUUUCUGCAGCCUUUCGUUACACUAGCUCUUCGGCACGGAACUCUUACCUAAUCCGUAUGACAUCGAUGGGAUUAAAUCAAGGCACUUUCACUCGAUUACUAAACUCCAACAAACCACCAAGAGGAUUUGAGAAGUUUUUCCCUAAGAGUGAGGAGACACUGGACGAGAAAAAGUCAACCAAGGAGAGUAAAGAUGGAAAGACCAAAGAGCUGGAGUCUCAGGGGUGUGGUGGAGGAGGAACCAAUGGAGGAGGUGACGACGGGAAGAGAGGAGGAGAGAAAGAGGAGUCGGACUGGUGGAGACGCUUCCAGGCCCAAAUCCCGUGGGAUGAGAAGACUCUGCGGAACAUUGCUAUUGGUGCAGCUGGCAUGACAUCAGCAUUCCUGUAUUUCUACUUUCGGGAGACAGGGAAGGAAAUCUCAUGGAAGGAGUUUGUGCAUCAGUACCUGGCCAGAGGACUGGUGGAACGUCUAGAGGUCAUCAACAAGCAAUACGUUAGGGUGUUCCCAGCUCAUGGAGUUUACACUUCAGAUGUGAGCUACCUAUGGUUCAACAUCGGCAGUGUGGAGACAUUUGAGCGUAACCUGGAGCAGGCGCAGCAAGAGAUGGGUGUGUCUCCCACACACAGAAUCCCCGUGGUGUACGGGUCCGAGAGUGACGGAACAUCAAUGAUGAGCAUCCUCCCAACCCUGCUGCUGGUUGGCUUCCUGCUUUUCACCUUGCGUCGAGGACCUAUGACAGGAGGUGGUGGAGGAGGUGGGAGGAGCAACCCUUUCAGUAUGAGCGAAUCCAAAGCCAAGAUCAUGAAGGAUAACAUCAACGUAAGGUUUAAGGAUGUGGCGGGCUGUGAGGAGGCAAAACUGGAGAUCCUGGAGUUUGUCAACUUUCUGAAAAACCCACGUCAGUAUCAGGAACUAGGCGCCAAGAUUCCUAAGGGGGCAGUGCUCUCAGGACCUCCAGGCACAGGGAAGACCUUGCUGGCCAAGGCAACAGCAGGAGAGGCUAAUGUCCCCUUCAUUACCGUCAAUGGCUCUGAGUUCCAAGAGAUGUUUGUUGGUGUAGGCCCAGCCAGGGUCAGGGACAUGUUUGCCCUGGCGCGUAAGAACGCCCCCUGCAUACUGUUCAUCGAUGAGAUUGAUGCAGUGGGCAGGAAGAGAGGCAGAAACAACUUUGGAGGCCAAAGUGAGCAGGAGAACACCCUCAACCAGCUGCUGGUGGAGUUGGAUGGAUUCAACACCAGCACCAAUGUGGUGGUCCUAGCUGGAACCAACCGGCCUGACAUUCUGGACCCAGCGCUUAUGAGACCAGGACGGUUUGACAGACAGAUUUACAUAGGUCCUCCAGACAUUAAGGGCCGGGCAUCCAUAUUCAAGGUGCACCUUCGACCCCUUAAGCUGGACUCCUUGAUAGACCUGGAGGCUCUGGCCAGAAAACUAGCUGCUCUGACACCAGGCUUCACAGGGGCUGACAUUGCCAAUGUGUGUAACGAAGCAGCGUUAAUAGCAGCCCGCUACCUCCACCAGUCUGUCAGCACCAUGCACUUUGAGCAGGCCAUCGAGAGGGUCAUUGGAGGCCUGGAGAAGAGGACCCAGGUCCUGCAGCCUGCUGAAAAGACCACGGUGGCGUACCACGAGGCGGGCCACGCUGUGGUGGGCUGGCUCCUGGAGCAUGCAGACCCUCUGCUCAAGGUGUCUAUCAUCCCCAGAGGAAAGGGGUUGGGCUAUGCUCAGUACCUCCCCAGGGAGCAGUUCCUGUUCACCAAGGAGCAGCUGUUUGACAGGAUGUGCAUGAUGUUAGGAGGCCGCGUGGCAGAGCAGGUCUUCUUCGGCCGCAUCACCACCGGUGCCCAGGAUGACCUCAGGAAGGUCACCCAGUCUGCCUACGCACAGGUGGUCCAGUUUGGGAUGAGUGAAGCGAUCGGUCAGGUAUCGUUUGAGAGCAGUCAGCAGGGCGCCAUGGUAACAGAGAAGCCAUACAGCGAGCCCACCGCACAGCUGAUUGACCAGGAGGUGCGCUCGCUCAUCAACGCCGCUUUCCAGCGCACACAUGACCUCGUCACAACCAGGAGAGAGAUGGUUGACAAGGUGGGGAGGCGCCUGUUGGAGAAGGAGAUCCUGACAAAGGCGGACAUGUUGGAGCUGCUGGGGCCGCGGCCUUUUGAGGAGAAAUCCACGUAUGAGGAGUUUGUGGAGGGCACAGGGGCCCUGGACGAGGACAUCUCCCUGCCUCUGGGCCUAAAGGACUGGAACAAGGGCCAUGGGAGCAGGGACACCUCCAAUGGACAGCAGAAACAGGCUCUCUACCUGUAGACUCAUUCCUGAUCCCAGUAGGGCCCAUGAACAGUAGGCCUGGCAUGACCUCUAUUGAGAUGUGAGUUUUUUUUUAUGUGAAGUUUUUUAUAUAUAUCUUGAGUGGGCUUGCUGAAACAGAAGCUCCCAGAUUGCUUUUGGGACAACAGAGUCAUGAAGUCUCCAUGUCUGUGAGGAUUGUUUCACCACCGUGUCUCCGCCUGACCCUGCCCGGACCAGCCCCUGCAUACAGACAGCUGUUCUAUCUAUCUGACAGGCUUUGAAUACAAAUCACAUUCGUCCUUCAUGCAGAUUUAUUGGGGCAGAAACACUGUAACCUUCUGCUUGUCAAUUGCUUAAAGGUUGUAAUGUACCCAGAAAAGUUUGCACUAUUGAGAUAUUUUAUAGGGGUACUUAGAAAUUGACUUGUUGACUGGUUUUUCAGAAUAUUACAAUAUUAACCACAGCACAGUAUGAAGGUCUAUUCCUCUACCAUUCCACAUCUGUACCUCUUAUCCUGUUCUUUACCUCCGGACUGUUACUUACAGAAGCUACUCUAAAUGUGAUUUACUCAGGGCUUAAGCCAAAUUCCAUACCUCUUCUUACCCUACCUUUACAGAGGCUGUAUGAACUCAUCAGAGCACUGCCGUGUGUAAGAUACCACAUAACAUUUUACAGUUACAUUUAGUAAGGUGUGUUUGUGUAACUAUGCCAAGACUGCUGAUAUCCCACACAGCCACAAUGACAAAAUCCGGUCAUUUUAAGGACAGGGAGAUAAAUAAGUCACCAUGGUGGUGUGGACUAAGCUGGAUGUGCCCCUGCACACUUGGGGGGAGACCCUGUAGAAGGACAGGGGAUCUGCAGUUUUCCAACUGCUUUAAAGACGGGAGAUCAGCAGGUUGUGAAAACAGUUGUUGUUUUGUUGGAGGUUUAAAACCAGACAUGUUUCAAACACCAUCAUCACUCCAGCUGUGUUCAUGUUGGAUUGUUGUGUUUAGGUUCAGUAUACACUCCAGAUACAUAAAUGUACAAGGAGUGACAGAAAACAGCAGGUAUUUUCUCUGUGAAAGUGGUAUGUUCCAGUGUAACCCCUGCCUUUCUUACUGCUGAUUGGUGCUCAGAGCUAGCAUGACUGUUCUCUCUGUGUUUGAUGUAGAGGAGACUAAUCAGAUAUGGUAGGGGUGUUUUCAUAGAAAACUAAUUUGUCAAUAAAACAUGACCUUUUGUCCCAA